AUGGAUUACGUCCAGGAGCGCAUGGCGCAAGCGGCCUCGAACCCAGACACGACCUCGAGCACCGCGCUCUUCACCCCGCUCAACGCCCUCCUCCUCUCGGUGCUGCUCUACACAGCCUACGCCUUCCUGUUCCGCCCGUCGUCCCCGCCGCCGCAGAUCCCCAAGGAAGAGCCCGCCGUGGUCUUCCGCACCUUCACACCGCGCACCCUCCUGCCCUACAACGGCGAGAACGACAUGCCCGUGUACCUGGCCGUGCGCGGCCGCGUGUUCGACGUCACCCGCGGACGCAACUUCUACGGGCCGGGGGGACCCUACGCCAACUUUGCGGGCCGCGACGCCAGCCGCGGCCUGGCGUGCGGCAGCUUUGACGAGGCCAUGCUGACCAAGGACUUGGAUGGCCCGCUGGAUACGCUGAGUGACCUUGGCCGGGAGGAGAUGGAGGCCCUGCGGGGGUGGGAGGAGCGGUUUGAGGAGAAGUAUCUUGUGGUGGGGAGGCUGGUGGCUGUGGGAGAGGAGGGGACGACGCAGGGGGAGAAGUGAAAUGUGGAAAGUGUGGGUGUGUUUGUGUGAAACGGGCCUGGUGGUUUGGAAGACCCCAGGGGUUAUUUUCGCCGCGUGUUUGAAGCGGUGGUGGGCCAGGUUGGGCCCGCCGGUGGUGAGAUUGACCACGGCUUUAGUAGCAGGCAUUUCCCCUUGGAGUCCCCAGCGGUUUAGGGUAUCCCCCCCCCCCUAUUUUUUCUUUGCUGGAAGGCAAUGGUAGCCCGGUUUCUGGUACGUCACGCAAAUAGACCGAUUAUUACUAGU
This is a messenger RNA of Chaetomium strumarium, 804 nucleotides long. RefSeq names its product cytochrome b5-like heme/steroid binding domain-containing protein. Lineage: Eukaryota; Fungi; Ascomycota; Sordariomycetes; Sordariales; Chaetomiaceae. The record is from RefSeq and is a predicted model, not a curated record. Bases 1 to 540 code for a protein of 179 amino acids. Gene Ontology annotation, cellular component: membrane; endoplasmic reticulum; endomembrane system. The transcript has 2 exons.